AUGUCAGUAGAAAUUUCUGCGCUUUUUCCUGUGAAUCCUAAAUUGAAAUGUCUUUUUGAAAACAAUUGUGAAAUGGAUGUCGAGAUGAGAAGUGAUUGUAGAAAAUGCAGACUUGAAAAGUGUUUCGCUAUCGGAAUGAGAAAAGAAGUGCUGUUGACUGACGAGGAAAAAGAAGAGAAAAAACGAAAAAUGAAGAAAAAUAAACAAUUGUUCGCGGUUAAAAACAAUACAAAUAAAGUAAAUGGUAAAAUAUAUACAUCGACCGACUCUUCAUCCACACCAUCAAUGGUUGUGAGCAGCGAAGAGACGUCUAUUUUAUUUGAGUUUUUAGAUAAUAAUAACAUCAAUAAAGAGACACUGGAUUUGCAAAUAAGAGAAUUGGAGGACAUAUUAUCGGUUGAGAGCAACUCUUCAGAGGUAACUGCAUUGUCGACAAAUUGUGAUACAAUUCCCGCACAUAUUAUAUGCCAUACUCUUAAUGAGUCGGAAGGCAUGAAAUUCAAUGAACUAAUGGCCGCCACUUAUGAUCAACUAUUUGAGACAAUUCCUAUCAUUACGAGCGAAGUGUCGGAUGUGUGGGAAGGCAUCAAAAUGAUGACAAUUCGUUGUGAGACAGCAGUCAAAGAGCAGAUAAAACGCUUCAACAAUUUCACGGCUUUUGGCAAUAUGUGUGAAAACGAUCGGAUUUUACUGGCAAAAGGCUCUGCCACUCAGUUGGCGUUUCGCUUCGAUUCCGUCAUUUCGAUUACCAUUAAAAUGUACGGCAAUUGUAUUGUUUAAUACAAAUCACCCAAACAUUACCCAUAAGAAAAAUGUUAAAUUUCAGCAAAAAGUUUACGUGCAUUUACUUCAACGAUAUUUACUAAUGAAAUACCAAUCGGAAAGUGUGGCCAAAGAAAGAUUUGCUAAAUUAAUAAAUGAUAUUAAAAAUAUGAGACAUUUAGCACAAGAAUGUAUCAAAUAUAUCUUGAAUAUAAGUCCGCCGGAUAUCAGUCCUCUUCUCAAUGAGAUUUGUGACAGAGAUUGUCCUCAAAAUGCCUG
Messenger RNA from Medioppia subpectinata, 1041 nucleotides. The record is from the annotation of a GenBank genome assembly. NCBI's taxonomy places the organism in Eukaryota, Metazoa, Arthropoda, Arachnida, Sarcoptiformes, Oppiidae.